Cottoperca gobio is the source of this 3010-nucleotide messenger RNA. Its product is annotated as scavenger receptor cysteine-rich type 1 protein M130-like. Lineage: Eukaryota; Metazoa; Chordata; Actinopteri; Perciformes; Bovichtidae. The coding region runs from base 1 to 2169 and encodes 722 amino acids. Gene Ontology annotation, cellular component: membrane. The record is from RefSeq and is a predicted model, not a curated record. The transcript has 10 exons.
AUGGAUCAGCUGUUGGUGCUGGUGCUGUUGCUGUGGAGCUCAGAGUCUGUCAGGUUGGUGGGAGGAGACAGACGCUGUGCAGGAACACUGGAGGUGAAACAUCAGGGAGACUGGAGACCAAUGGACUCUUACUGGAUCCUGAAGGAUGUAGCAGACUCUGUCAGGCUGGUGGGUGGGACUAGUCUGUGCUCAGGCAGACUGGAGGUGAAAUCUAACCAGUCUAACCAGUGGGGGUCCUCAGUGUGUGAAGCUGACUUUGACCUGCAGGAUGCAGAGGUGGUCUGCAGGGAGCUUGGCUGUGGGGCUCCUUCAGUCCUCCAGGGGGCGCUCUAUGGAGAAGUGGAGGCUCCAAUGUGGACCAAAGAGUUCCAGUGUGGAGGCCAUGAGUCUGCUCUCCUGGACUGUAGAAGCUCAGGCUCAGAUAGAAACACCUGCUCACCUGGCAAAGCUGUUGGACUCACCUGCUCAGAGCCUGUCAGGUUGGUGGGAGGAGACAGUCGCUGUGCAGGAACACUGGAGCUGAAACAUGGAGACUGGAGACCAGUGGACUAUGUCUGGACCCUGAAGGAUGCAGAUGUUGUCUGCAGAGAUCUGGACUGUGGCUCUGCUGUUUCUGUAGGACUGAGAAAAGAGUCCUCAGAGAGACCUGUGUGGAGGAUCGACUCUGUCUGUGUUCAGUCUGGAUCUGCUCUGAGGGAGUGUACAAGAUCAACUAUAUCGUCCUCCAUUUUGAAUCUCACCUGCUCAGACUCUGUCAGGCUGGUGGGUGGGACUAGUCUGUGCUCAGGCAGACUGGAGGUGAAGUCUAACCAGUCUAACCAGUGGGGGUCCUCAGUGUGUGAAGCUGACUUUGACCUGCAGGAUGCAGAGGUGGUCUGCAGGGAGCUUGGCUGUGGGGCUCCUUCAGUCCUCCAGGGGGCGCUCUAUGGAGAAGUGGAGGCUCCAAUGUGGACCAAAGAGUUCCAGUGUGGAGGCCAUGAGUCUGCUCUCCUGGACUGUAGAAGCUCAGGCUCAGAUAGAAACACCUGCUCACCUGGCAAAGCUGUUGGACUCACCUGCUCAGAGCCUGUCAGGUUGGUGGGAGGAGACAGACGCUGUGCAGGAACACUGGAGCUGAAACAUCAGGGACACUGGAGACCAGUGAUGGUCUCUGACUGGAGCCUGAAGGAAGCAGCUGUUGCCUGCAGAGAGCUGGACUGUGGCUCUGCUGUUUCUGUAGAACAGAGAGAGGAGUCCUCAGAGAGACCUGUGUGGAGGAUCCACUCUGACUGUGUUCAGUCUGGAUCUGCUCUGAGGGAGUGUGCAGCAUCAGAUACAUCUUAUACCAUUUUGAAUCUCACCUGCUCAGACUCUGUCAGGCUGGUGGGUGGGACUCGUCUGUGCUCAGGCAGACUGGAGGUGAAGUCUAACCAGUCUAACCAGUGGGGGUCCUCAGUGUGUGAAGCUGACUUUGACCUGCAGGAUGCAGAGGUGGUCUGCAGAGAGCUUGGCUGUGGGGCUCCUUCAGUCCUCCAGGGGGCGCUCUAUGGAGAAGUGGAGGCUCCAAGGUGGACCAAAGAGUUCCAGUGUGGAGGCCAUGAGUCUGCUCUCCUGGACUGUAGAAGCUCAGGCUCAGAUAGAAACACCUGCUCACCUGGCAAAGCUGUUGGACUCACCUGCUCAGAGCCUGUCAGGUUGGUGGGAGGAGACAGACGCUGUGCAGGAACACUGGAGCUGAAACAUCAGGGACACUGGAGACCAGUGAUGGUCUCUGACUGGAGCCUGAAGGUAGCAGCUGUUCUCUGCAGAGAGCUGGACUGUGGCUCUGCUGUUUCUGUAGGACGGAGAGAGGAGUCCUCAUACAGACCUGUGUGGGAGAUCAACCCUGACUGUGUUCAGUCUGGAUCUGCUCUGAGGGAGUGUGCAGAAUCAACUAGAUUGUCCUCCAUUUUGAAUCUCACCUGCUCAGCACCAUCAUCAGCACCAGCACCAUCAUCAGCACCACCAUCAGAUCUUAUCAUCAGAGCGGUCGUCCUCCCGCUGACGCUGCUGUUGGUGAACGUUGCCCUUUACUUCUACUGUAAGGCCAGCAGGGGGCAGAAGCCGGGCAGACGGGAGAACAUGGAGCUGGAUGAUUAUAACGCCGGUGUUCCUGCAGCUGAAGAAGAAGGAGCUCAGGGAGCAGAGUAGCACCUCCACGGAGCUCAUCUCACAUCUGACACACAACCCACCAUCAGCUCAUUAUAUAUGCAUGUUCCCUUUAACCAAGCAGGCUGGAAUUAUUAUAUUACAUGAUAUACUAUAGCCUCUUUGUCUUACUGUCAACGUGAAAGACCAAACCAACAAUGUGUAAGUCUCUUCAUACUUUCUGACUUCCUGUCAGCUCCAAGCCCAUUGGUUCCCACUGAAGAUGUAAAUCUUUAAAAACACUUCACAAAUAGUUUAAUUUGAAUAGAAGACUUGAAAGCAGGUAUACCAGAGUCCAAGCAGCCGGGCUAUUUGAAACCAAAGACACAGCGACCCAGGCCGAUCAGGAACCACUCAAUAAUGUUAAAUAUUAAAUAAAUAAACAUGAAACAUUAUGAAAUAUCCUCUAAAUUCAGUAUUACAAUACUCAACGAUCAAAUGUAAUUAGGUGACAUUUGAACAUAGCAGCCUGAGAUAACAGGAGAACUGUGUGACAGCGCCACCUGCUGGUGGAUUUGUAGAUCUGCAGCACAUUCAGGGUUGGUGAACCACAUCUGGUGAGAUGUUGACAAUCUGUUGGAGUUUGUGAUGAAAGAAAAAUACAAUGAGUCAAAGUCGUGUAGCGAGCAAACAAAGUCCAGUAUUAAACAUCAGAGGCUGUUCUGACACCUGUUUCUUCUCGUUAGCAAGAUAUGAACUUCAUGACUCGCUUCAGCGCUCGCUUGUGGUCGACUUGGUUCAGUUUUUGCUGUGAAGGAGAUUUUAGCAGCAGGACCAAAUGUAUCUUAAAUAAUAAUCUGAAUACAGCGUCACAUAUCUAUUUGCUGUGUAAAGAUAUAGUGGA